AUGCUCUCUAGAUCUGAACCGGACGGCGAAACGGAUCCUCUUCUGACCGGCUUAGGCUCCAGAAUCCAAAGUCGACACGACUUUGUUGUCUUCGGACGUGUACCCUGGCCAAAAGAAGAGGAGAGAGCAUUGGUGGAGAAAAACUUUCUGUAUACGCCACAAAAUGUGGACGGUAAGUCAUUUUAUCUCCCAAUGGCUCGCUAG
Protopolystoma xenopodis is the source of this 204-nucleotide messenger RNA. NCBI's taxonomy places the organism in Eukaryota, Metazoa, Platyhelminthes, Monogenea, Polystomatidea, Polystomatidae. The record is from the annotation of a GenBank genome assembly.